Sphaerodactylus townsendi is the source of this 1046-nucleotide messenger RNA. RefSeq lists its product as uncharacterized. The coding region runs from base 122 to 988 and encodes 288 amino acids. NCBI's taxonomy places the organism in Eukaryota, Metazoa, Chordata, Lepidosauria, Squamata, Sphaerodactylidae. The transcript has 8 exons. The record is from RefSeq and is a predicted model, not a curated record.
AGACUUUCCUUAAACAAGGAACUUUACCAUAUGCUGCAUUCAAAAAGUCUGUCUGCAACCCCUAUUUCAACAUCCUGGACUGGACAACACAGAACUGGAGUGUACAUACUAACAUUCCAAAAUGGAGGACAGGUGUGAAUCUCCCGACAACCCUCCUCAUCCAGAUGAACCAGCCCCAGAAGGCAUCACACCAAGGUUAUCAGAAGACCUGGCACAGUUCCUGGUGAGCACCAUGGCUGGCACUGCCAAAGUGGUCCAGGUAGCUGUUAAAGCACAGAAGUCUGCACAGCUGGCUUGUUUCCAUGCAGAGCAGUCAUUGGGUCAGGCCCAGAUGAGCUACGUAGCGGCACGAGGCCUGUGUGAAAGGCUCGCGGGGCUGCUGGGUCUCCCUGACUACCAAAGCCUCUUUCAACACACGUCGCGUCCCCCAAUGCCCUAUUCUGAAUUCUGCACCGUCAUCCGCAGCGCAGAAAAUGCCCUUCUACAUCCCAAGCCAGGAUCCCCAUCUGGAAGGAAUCUCAGCCCCGGCUCGGAAUGCAGUUGCCUGCCGGACACUUUAGAAGGCAGUUGCCUGUUGACAGGAGGGAUUCACGAACUGCGAUCGUUUCGGUCUCCUGGCAUCAGUGAAACGCAGGAUGAGGAGGUGGCAGACGAAGAGGAGUGCCGGUGUCUGCACAUUCGAGGGCGAAACCCUUCCCGGCACAAACAAGUGGAGGCCGUCCUUCUAGAGGAUCAGAUGAGGGGCACGUAUAUGACCCAGCGUCGUCGCUCACCCCGGCGGUCCCCCUCCGGUGGCAUGGAGGGACUUUCCCCGCUAGUGUCCGAGCAGGACCUCAACGUUAUUCAGCCCCUGAUCUGCUGCCCCUCCCGCCAAGGUGGGGCAGGCAAGUUCCUGAGCAAAGUGACCUGGCGCAAGGAUCAGCUUCUGCGCGAGAAUUCGGACAGCGACACUGACCAGCCGGAGAACUCCGCUAAGGAGACCGUGUAAACUUGACCCUCCCCCUCCCCCCACUUGUAUUCACAGAGCAUAAUAAAGAUACGGCUUA